Messenger RNA from Zootoca vivipara (common lizard), 5592 nucleotides. The record is from RefSeq and is a predicted model, not a curated record. Lineage: Eukaryota; Metazoa; Chordata; Lepidosauria; Squamata; Lacertidae.
AGCUGGUCCUGUCCAUCUCUGCAGGCAAGUGCGAGGAUUCCUGAUUAUACUUAGUACCCACAGCAGGGACAGUGGCUGAGAGGGACCUUGCAGCAAGCCGUGCUUCAACGGGAAGCCGUCGCGAAGGAAUAUGCCUGCCUUUGGCUGAAGGAGACGUAUCCUGUCCUCCCUCCUGGAUUAACCAUGAAAGACGCUCUCAACAUUCCGCUGGUCCAUUUCUUCACUCUUGCGGCCUUCAGCUUGGCUGAGAAAUCACCUAAAGCACCCAUCAUCACCACUUCUCUCGAAACAGUCGAUGCCCAAGUCGAAGAGCUGGCCAUCUUUGAGUGUGUAGUGGAGGCUUAUCCUCAGGCGGAGAUCACAUGGACUCGCAAUAACAUUCCCAUCAGGUUCUUUGACGCACGGUAUAGCAUAGAGAAAAAUGGGCAGCUCUUGACCAUUCUGAGUGUGGAGGAAAGUGAUGAUGGAGUCUAUUGCUGCACUGCAAACAAUGGCGUGGGGGUACCGGCAGAAAGAUGUGGGGCAUUGCAGGUGAAAAUGAAACCCAAAAUAACCCGCCCACCUUCCAACGUGAAAGUAAUAGAAGGACUGAAGGCUGUUCUUCCAUGCACUACAAUGGGGAACCCCAAACCUUCAGUAUCGUGGAUCAAAGGAGAAAAUGUUAUAAAGGAAAAUGCUCGGAUUGCUAUUCUUGAAUCAGGCAACUUGAGGAUUCAUAAUGUUCGAAGAGAAGACAGUGGUCACUAUUGGUGUAUGGCAAAGAACAGCCUUGGGACGGCGUACUCAAAGCCUGUAACUUUGGAAGUGGAAGUUUUCGCCCGAAUCCUGAAAGCUCCCGAAUCCUACAAUGUCAGCUUUGGCUCUGUGGUGACUCUGCGAUGUGCAGCAACAGGCAUUCCAACCCCUACGGUGACAUGGCUUGAAAAUGGAAAAGCAGUCUCAGCAGGAUCCAUCGUAGAAACCGUCAAAGACCGGGUAAUCGAUUCCAGGUUGCAAGUCUACGUCACCCGGCCUGGUUUGUUCACCUGCAUAGCUACGAACAAGCACAGCGAGACUUACGGCACGGCAAAAGCCGCGGCAACUAUCAACGUAUCAGAAUGGAGCAGACUCUACAAGGGUGAUACAGGCUACUGCAGCACAUACCGAGGAGAUGUGUGUAGCGCUCUGUUGGCCAAGGAUGCCUUCGUUUUCUUCAACGCUUCCUAUGGAGACCCAGAGGAGACCCAAGAACUGCUUGUCCGCACAGCGUGGGCUGAGUUGAAAACAGUGAGUCCUUUUUGCCGCCCAGCUGCUGAGUCCCUGCUGUGUCAUUACAUCUUCCAGGAGUGCAAUCCCUCCAGGAUCGGAGCCGCCCCAAAACCUGUUUGCAGAGAGCAUUGCCUUGCUGUAAAGGACCUCUACUGCUUUAAAGAAUGGCUUGCGAUGGAAGAAAAUGCCCGCAAAGGAAUCUAUAAGCCUGGAUUGAUGUUGCUUACCCUUCCCAAGUGCAACAGUCUCCCCAGCAUAAAGCAGGACCCCGGUACUUGCACGAGGAUCCCACAGUUUGAGCUUAAAAAGGAGGAUAUAACAACAACUUGUUACAAAGGCAAUGGGUUAACCUACGAAGGCCCUGUCAAUGUCACAGCCUCUGGGAUUCCCUGUCAGAAGUGGAACGAACAGGUACCACAUUCACAUCGGAAAACCCCUCUGGCUUUCCCGGAGCUGUCCAGUGCAGAAAACUAUUGCCGCAAUCCAGGGGGUGAAAAUGCACGGCCCUGGUGUUACACGAGAGACUCCUCUGUGAAAUGGGAAUACUGCAACGUGCCUCAUUGUGGCGAUGCAUCUUUGACCCAGGAAACCACGAAGUUGAGUGCCGCUGCUCCUCCACGUUUUCCCUUCGCCCCCUCUUCCUCCCCGACAUACUCCAUGACUGUCAUUAUCUCGAUCAUCUCCAGUUUUGCCAUGCUGAUCAUCCUUGUGAUCCUGGCUCUCAUUUGUUGCCGGAAGCGCAAGCAGCUGAAAAACAAAACAAGGGAGUCAGCACCCCCAGCCCUGACAACACUUCCUUCUGAGCUCUUAUUGGACAGAUUGCACCCCAAUCCCAUGUACCAGCGCAUGCCUCUGCUCUUGAACCCAAAGCUAUUCAGUCUGGAGUAUCCACGGAACAAUAUCGAAUAUGUGAGAGAUAUUGGAGAAGGCGCUUUCGGCCGGGUCUUCCAAGCAAGGGCCCCUGGAUUGCUUCCUUACGAGCCGUUCACAAUGGUGGCUGUGAAGAUGCUCAAAGAAGAAGCCUCGGCAGACAUGCAGGCAGACUUCCAGAGAGAGGCAGCCCUCAUGGCUGAAUUUGAUAAUCCAAACAUUGUGAAACUUUUAGGGGUGUGUGCUGUUGGAAAGCCCAUGUGCCUACUUUUCGAAUACAUGGCCUUCGGGGACCUCAACGAAUACCUGCGCAAUCGAUCGCCACGCAACCUCUGUAGCCUAAGCAACAAUAACCUUGACAUGCGGAUCAGGCCCUCGAGCCCCAGCGUGCUUGGUCUCUCGUGCGCCGACCAGCUCUGCAUUGCCAAGCAGGUGGCGGCUGGCAUGGCCUACCUCUCGGAACGCAAGUUUGUGCACCGCGACUUGGCCACCAGGAACUGUUUGGUGGGAGAAAACAUGGUGGUCAAAAUUGCAGACUUUGGCCUCUCCAGGAACAUGUACUCGGCAGACUAUUACAAAGCCAACGAGAACGACGCCAUUCCCAUACGAUGGAUGCCCCCCGAGUCCAUCUUCUACAAUCGCUAUACGACUGAGUCUGACGUCUGGGCCUAUGGCGUGGUCCUGUGGGAGAUCUUUGCCUUUGGCCUGCAGCCCUAUUACGGGAUGGCUCAUGAGGAAGUCAUCUAUUACGUGAGAGACGGAAAUGUCCUGUCUUGCCCAGAUAACUGCCCUCUGGAGCUGUACAACCUCAUGCGCCUGUGUUGGAGCAAGCUCCCUUCUGACAGGCCGAGCUUUGCGAGCAUCUAUCGCAUUCUGGAGCGCAUGUAUGAGAGGGCAGGGGCAGCUGAACAUGCAUGUGCUGUGUGACCGAGGGCAGCUUUUCAUGGCCUCCUCUCUUGAAUGACUAGGCUUGGGUGAAAGGAGGAGUCUGGACCUCAAUAUAUGAGCAGGAGCAAUUGUGCCAACACAGUCUUUAUAGUUGCUGCUUAGGCAACAUUCCCAACAGGAAACUGAAGCAAGUGUGGUUGUUGACUUGAGUGAAGACCACACUUCAGGAAGCAUCACAAGUGUAUUUUAAAAAUAACCAGCAAGGACACUGUUCUUGAAAUGUCAUUUUUGUUUUCUGUUUUCUUUUGAAACUUUUUUUUUAUCACGACUUUCUGUUAUGCCAAAAACACGACGUUCAAAAAUAAAAUCCACUACUACUAAAACAAGAUCAGAGAAUAAGCUAAGCGCAGCGGCAGAAUUUCAAAUACAAUCAAUCGAAAGAGGAAACGGAGAGUUUGGAGGGGGGGGCAUGUUGGAUAUUAUAGCAGGAGCAUUCAGAUCAGUUCUAAAAACCCAACUCCUUCCAGAGCGGGAAGUUCUUUACAGGUGAUUUUGAACGUGUGUCUUUAUCUCAUGUCUUGAUUUAUCCUGAGUCACAACAUUGCUCAAUCUGAUCAGGCAGGCAAGAGUACAGGGUUUCAUUUUGUAUGUAUUUUAUUGGAAAAUUGCUUCCAAAAUGUGUUUAUUAGAAGAAAUUCGCCCUGAUGUGAGGGUUGUUGUUUUUUUCCGUUGCAAAUUUGCUGCAGAAAUAUGGAGAACUGAAUUUAAGAAUGGAGAAACCCAUUCCUUGUGUACACCCUGUUCCACGAGGGACCAUUUUAGAUGUGUGAGUCAAGGACAGAAAAGCACCGAUUGAUGGUGCUGCAAUUCUCACCCCCUUUAAAACCUCGUUCACUUAUUUUGUCUGAAAACAGGAAUACACCGUAUGUACUGACUGGCUGCAAACCAAAUGGACAUGCACGUAUAUUUCUGUGCAUCCAUCACAGGAGACACAGAAUUUUCGGGAACUUUAGAUGUGGGGAGGGGGAGCGAUGCCUUGUGUAAACAAACAACUUGGUGGUGAAUGAGCAGAGCUGUACACUGCGCGAAGCCAGCAGGGUUAUGUGAAUGAAAGGAGCGUCAUUCACUCUCCUUGGCGGUGAGAUCAUUGCCUUCUAAAUUUACCAGUUUUCGUUGGGGGAGUUGGAUUCAGUUCACAAGACAGGGAUGCCAGGGAAUAAGGCAGUCGGAGUUGGGUUACAGCGAAGGGGACUUGGAAGUCUUUGGUACCCUGUCGGAUGAUACAGCAUGUCUCCCAGAAAGGAACAGCAGGGGAACGGGAAGUUCUUAACAUCCAGACAUGUGACAGUCCGUUGAGAGAUAUGCCAAGUGCACUUGACCCCUAGAGAGAAAAGCCUGCAGGACUAUGUGGAGUGCCUCGGGGUCCUCUUAGCUGCCGCUUGCAGCCACCGCAAAGUCCCAAGGCACAAACUGACAAAUGGUCAGGGACCACAGCUGCCCUGGUUGCAAGGCCUUGCACAAACAUGCAGUCACCCAGACAAGAAUGCCUUUGCAUAGAGUCAGAUAAAUGUGCAAGCUUCCUGAGCUGAAGUUUAGGGCCCUGCCCAGGGCUGGAAACUUAUUGCUCCCAUCUCUGUUAGUCAUUUCUCUCUGCUCCUCCACCAGUCUAGUUUACGUAAUCAGCUGUCAGCCAGAACUAAAUCACACCUCUCAAAGUUUGAGUUAACUCUAUUGAAAAAUAAUAUAUAUAAUAAGAAUAAUAUUGGAGAAAACUGGGUAUUGAAACCUGCUUAACCUAAAAUCAUAUAUCCCAGUUUUACAGCGGCCCUUUAAAGUACGCUUCACGCAGAGUAUAUGCAGUCAGAAGUUGACCUGGCUAAGAAAGCACCACCAAGAGCGUAGGGAAUUAUCUCCCUUAUAUGAAACCCCUUACUAGCUGCACACUUGUAAAAGUAUGCAGAUGAAAAUACAAACGUUGGGUUUCUUUAACUGAAAAACAAACUGACUCUAAAGAGACUUUAAACUAAAGAUAAAUGCUUUCUCUCUUAGCAAUGUUAUCUACCCACUUUCCAAACUUCCCACAAAAUCCCACAUAACUCCCAUUAAACUACCCAAGAAUUAACAGUAAACUAGCUUUAUAACUAAGCAACUCUCAUACUAAGAUUCAACUGAGGAAUCUCUUAAACUGAGAACAACUGAGAGAGUGAUCUACUUGGAGAUGAAUCAAACUGAAAAGAUCUAACUAAGAGAUACAGAAGGCUUUCUGGCAGAGCCUUAUACACAAGAAGCAGAGCCCACGCCUGUGAGCAAUUAACAGAAACACAGACACCUGUUUCUCUUAAACAGACAGUAUUUACAUUAGACCGGCUCUAAAGUAACUUGACUAUUCAAAAAAUCCAACAAAAGCACAAUCUCCGCACAUAGAUGAGGGUCAGGGCCAAUGAGCACAACAGCUCAUCCCAGUAUGUCUGGCCCCAUGAAUCAGCUGCCAAGCAUAGCUGCCAAGUUAUCCCUUUUUUACAGGGAUUUUCCCUUAUGCUGAAUAGGCUUCCUCGCGAGAAAAGCGAAAACUUGGCAGCUAUGCUG